Aspergillus pseudotamarii is the source of this 1707-nucleotide messenger RNA. RefSeq names its product inorganic phosphate transporter. The transcript has 6 exons. Gene Ontology annotation, cellular component: membrane. The record is from RefSeq and is a predicted model, not a curated record. NCBI's taxonomy places the organism in Eukaryota, Fungi, Ascomycota, Eurotiomycetes, Eurotiales, Aspergillaceae. Gene Ontology annotation, biological process: phosphate ion transmembrane transport. The coding region runs from base 1 to 1707 and encodes 568 amino acids.
AUGGUUCUUCACCAAUACGAUUACAUCUUCGCCAUCGGGACGAUAUUCGCCUUUCUGGAUGCCUGGAAUAUUGGCGCCAAUGAUGCCGCCAACUCCUGGGCGACGUCUGUCUCGUCGCGGUCGAUCAAGCUCUGGCAGGCCUUGAUUCUGGGAUCUAUCAUGGAGUUUGCUGGAGCUGUCGGUGUAGGAGACAGUGUUUCUGAUACGAUCCGGACAAAAAUCGUCGACGUCGAUGUAUUCGCCGAAAAUCCUCCCCUCCUGAUGCUUGGAAUGUGCUGCGCAGUGGUUGGCUCAGCUAUAUACCUCAGUAUCUGUACGAAAAUGGGUCUUCCAGUGUCCACAACUCACUCCAUCCUGGGAGGCGUCCUGGGAAUGGGUAUCGCGCUUAUUGGAGCCGAUAAUGUUAUCUGGUGGGGUGGUAAUAUCGAUUCUGGAGUGGUACAGGUAUUCCUUGCUUGGAUUAUCGCACCUCUGUUGUCUGGUGUGGCUGCUUCGUUGAUCUUCUUGAUCACUAAAUAUGGUAUCCUGCUGCGUCGGAACUCUGCACUCAAAGCGUUGUAUACUGUUCCGUUCUACUUCCUCCUGACCUCCGCCCUCCUGACUAUGCUUAUCGUCUGGAAGGGUGGUAGCAGCAGGAUCGACCUGGAGGGUGGUGAGAUUGCUGGCACUGUGGUGGGUGUUGGUGCUGGUAUCUCUGUCCUCUCUGCUAUUUUCCUUUGCCCCUGGCUCUACCGCCGGGUCAUCCUGAGCGACUGGCAACUCAAGCCCUGGCAUAUCAUCCAAGGCCCUCUUCUCCUACGCCGUGGUGAAGUGCCUUCUCGCCCUGCGCAUGUGAAGGCCGUUCGAAACUUCUAUGAAGGCCACAAGACCCUGGAUCAACUGCAAGCUGACCGAUCUGGCGAUGUCGAGAACAACAGUGAGCAUUCCUCUCGCGAUCCCAAGAGCGAGCCCCACGGUACUUCGAGCUCGGGUGAUGAUGCAGCUCAUACGAACGGUGAUGUUAUCAACCUCUGUGGUCCCCGUCCUGAGGGAGUUUGGUAUAGUCCUGCAGUUAUGUUCUGGCUAUUCAAGAAGGCCCUCUUCCGUGGUCUUGAGCAGGACAUUGUUAGCGCCCAGAAGAAGGACAGCAAGCUUGCGGGUGACCUCGAAAAGACCCACGCACACUCCGACCACUAUGAUAACGAAGCAGAGUACAUGUUUUCUUUCCUCCAGAUUCUGACGGCCUGUACGGCCGCCUUCACCCAUGGUGCCAAUGAUGUUGCUAAUGCUGUUGGUCCGUAUGCCACCAUCUAUGCUAUUUGGCGAAGUGGUGCCCUUGAAGGCGCCGAGACUCCUGUUCCCAUCUGGAUUCUUGUAUUCGGUGGUGCUUCCAUCACCAUCGGUAUCUGGACUUAUGGCUAUCACAUCAUGAGCUUCCUGGGUAACCGUCUGACCCUGCACUCUCCCUCCCGUGGGUUCACUAUGGAACUCGGUGCGGCCAUCGCUGUGAUUAUCGCCACCCGGCUGAGCCUCCCCGUCUCCACCACCCAGUGUAUCACCGGCGCUACAGUUGGCGUUGGCCUGUGCAACGGCACCUGGAGAACGAUCAACUGGAGAAUGGUCGCCUGGAUCUACAUGGGCUGGAUCAUCACCCUCCCUUGCGCCGGUAUCAUCUCCGGCUGUCUAGUUGGCAUCAUCGUGAACGCGCCUCGCUGGGGUAUGCCCUAG